GGGAAGUGUUUGUCACAAGAUAGAUGCAGCAUUUCUUGAAACACAGACAGAGUCUGGCUCACUGAAUCAGGGACAGCAGGUUCUCUGAAGUUUUCUAAAAGCAGUUCCACCUGAAUGAGGCACAGAGCAGCUGUGUGAAAUGACCUCAACGCUGAAUGACCGCCCCCCUCCCUAUUACGCAAGCCCGGUCCAGCCUCCGUCCUACGCUUCAGCCGUCAAUCACUCUACGAUUGGACAGGGGAGCAACUACCAGCCCUACUACAUCCCCCCGCCCGCCAGCGUGCCGCCCCCGAGCUACGUGGCACAGGAGAGGAGACCUAUCUCCCCGAAGUCCAAGCUGUGUGGCGGGAAGAAGCGGUGCUUUAGCAGUUCUGGGGGGUGUCUCAUCCUCUGUGGGCUUGUUGCAGUAGCAAUCUGGCUUGGAGUGCGGUACGGGUCCAAGAUUCUCUCCGAUGUGAUCAACAACAAAAACAGCACCUAUGUGGCUGAAACCUGCCCCGCGGGCACCCAGUACUGUGACGGCAAAGCAGAAUGCUCCCAAGGAGGAGACGAGCUGGGCUGUGUGCGGUUUGGGUCUAACUACUCCCUCCAGGUGAUGAAUUCCAAGGACAUGAAGUUUUAUCCGGUUUGCAGUACGAACUGGAGUGACAGUUUUUCUGACAAGACCUGCAAGCAGCUAGGGUUCAAUGGAUUUUACAAGACUGACACCUUUGUAAGUUCCUCCCCUGCACUGACUGUAUCUCCAAGCAAGCCAUCCCAGAACAUCCAGGGGCAGCUUCAAAUCAACUCUGCUUGCCAGGGGUGUGUGUCUCUGGAGUGUAUAGCUUGCGGGGUGCAGAAGGGAUCCGGUCGGAUUAUAGGUGGUGCUCCUUCCACGCUGGGCAAGUGGCCAUGGCAGGUCAGCCUGCACCACAAUAACUAUCCCACGUGUGGGGGAACGAUCGUGGCACCCAGCUUUGUCAUCACUGCAGCCCACUGCUUCCCCAGCACGGAGUACAAGAACGCCGGCAGCUGGAAGGUGUAUGCGGGCGUGGUUUCGCAGGCCUCCCUCACGCCACCCUUGUACGUGUCAAAGAUCAUCAUAAACGAGAGAUACAGCGGGACAAACAACGACUUCGACAUCGCAGUGAUGAGACUCAAGAGACCGGUCACCUUUUCAAGUACUGUGCAGCCUGUCUGCCUGCCUACCUUCGAUCAGGUUUUUGCCACAGGGACAGCAUGCUGGACCACUGGCUUUGGGACCCUGCAAAGUGGAGCUAGCAGUGGCUCCCCCAAUCUGAUGGAGGUCUCUGUGAAUAUUAUCGACCAGUCCACCUGCAACGGCCCGAAAGUUUACAACGGGGUUCUGACCCCAAACAUGAUGUGCGCCGGGAACCUGCAAGGGGGUGUCGACUCCUGUCAGGGAGACAGUGGCGGGCCGCUGGUGUGUAAGGUGGCUGAUCGGUGGUACCUGGCCGGAGUGACGAGUUGGGGGGUCGGCUGCGGAUUGAAGAACAAGCCCGGGGUCUAUACCAGGGUGACACAGCAACUGAGCUGGGUAUACUCCUGCAUGGAGGCUGAAAAACCUUAGAUGCUGAUUUGAGGCCCGACUUUCUGAAUACUCGCGUAACCCAAACGGAGAUGAUGGUUUUUAACAAAAAAAAAAUCAUCCAUGAAGUUGAAGAAACGACUCCCCCUUUCUUUAAAAUCCUCCUAAAAUAUGUUUUUAUCUUCAGUGAUCAGUGACUAAUAUUUGUGUAAGAAUACAUGCCAACAAAGCCUGAAGGACUGGGAUCUGCCAGAAGUGUCUUGUGAUGACUUUUUAAAUCCAGUCUGGAUCCGUCUGCACAGCAGCGUGUCCGGUCCUGACGGGGAGAAACGCUUUUUCAUUCUAGCCUUUAGUUUUCGUGAAUCUGGAAUGCUGCGCAUGGCCUUUUCCCGGAAGGUCGUUACGUGAACAACGAACGUCUUUUUAAAAGUUUUUAUAACCAACUCAAAACGGUAACAAAGCAAAAUUAAAACCAAGAAGCUAAGAGAAUGUCACCUGCUCACGUUGACCUCCACGGCUUUCAAACAGGUCUCUCCUGUUGCCCUCCAGAGCACCCCGGACAGGAGAGGUAUAUUUAGGGUUAGGGUUACGACUGGAGGUGUGUUUCUGGUGCUUGUCACAGCGAGAAGGUGCUAGAGUGCCUCGGGGUUUGUGGAAGCAGACAGCAGAGUCCCAGUUUUGGAAGAGAAAUUAGAUCUUUUGAUGAGAAAGGUGUCCUCCUUGUGAACUCGCUCGCUCUCUUUUUUUCCCUAAAAGGGAAUAUUUUAAAGCUGCUUU
This is a messenger RNA of Polyodon spathula (Mississippi paddlefish), 2305 nucleotides long. RefSeq names its product transmembrane serine protease 13a (gene tmprss13a). NCBI's taxonomy places the organism in Eukaryota, Metazoa, Chordata, Actinopteri, Acipenseriformes, Polyodontidae. Gene Ontology annotation, cellular component: membrane. The transcript is spliced from 13 exons. The record is from RefSeq and is a predicted model, not a curated record. Bases 140 to 1570 code for a protein of 476 amino acids. Gene Ontology annotation, biological process: proteolysis. Gene Ontology annotation, molecular function: serine-type endopeptidase activity.